This is a messenger RNA of Hordeum vulgare subsp. vulgare (domesticated barley), 1712 nucleotides long. Its product is annotated as rop guanine nucleotide exchange factor 3-like. The record is from RefSeq and is a predicted model, not a curated record. Gene Ontology annotation, molecular function: guanyl-nucleotide exchange factor activity. Lineage: Eukaryota; Viridiplantae; Streptophyta; Magnoliopsida; Poales; Poaceae. The transcript has 7 exons. Bases 134 to 1507 code for a protein of 457 amino acids.
UUAGCAUAGCAUGCAGCAAGCCACCAGACAUUCCUGCACCAUUCAUGCAUAUUUCUUCAAGGUCCAAAGAAGCACUGGCUAGCUAGCUAUAGCUUGCUUGUACUACGUACUACACGCAGCAGCAGCAACAACAAUGGGCGACAGCUCGGCCUUCCCGGGCUUCCACAGCCACAGCUACGACCGCGACUACGCGCGCCCGCUGUUCCGCGUCGCCUCCUUCUCCUCCGAGAGAGGCGACGAGCACGAGCAUUCGCCACGAGGGCGCACGGCGUCGUUCAAGGUGGUGCCCGCGCCGUCGCGCCUCUCGCAGGCGAUGAGCAAGCUGAGCAUGAAGAAGCUUCAGCAGGCCGUCGACGACAACUCCGUGGAAGAUGAAGAAAUGGAGCUCAUAAAGGAGAAAUACACCAAGCUGCUUCUCGGGGAGGACAUGUCAGGCGGCGGCAAGGGCGUCUGUACCGCCGUGGCCAUCUCCAACGCCAUCACCAACCUAUAUGCAACUGUGUUUGGGACCUGCCACAGAUUGCAGUCACUGCCUCCUGAGAAGAGAUCAAUGUGGAACCGGGAGAUGGACUGCCUCCUCUCCAUCUGCGAAUACAUCGUCGAGUUCGCACCAACGGUCCAGGCCAGACCCGACGGAAGCACACACGAUGUGAUGGCAACCUCACCGCGAUCAGACAUUCUGAUGAACCUUCCGGCACUUGAGAAGCUAGAAACCAUGCUCCUUGGUAUAUUGGACAGCUUUGACAAGGCAGAGUUCUGGUAUGCAGACCAGAGGAAGCAGUCCUUCAGCGAAACCAACAAGUCGUCGUUCAAGCGCAACGAGGAUAAAUGGUGGCACCCCGAGCCAUGUGUGCCGGAAUCAGGCCUGUCCGAUUCUCUCCACCGUGAGCUGCAGCACAAGAGGGACCAAGCUAGCCAGAUCCACAAGAUGGCCAUGGAGAUCAACAAUGCCAUCCUCUCCGAAAUGCAAAUCCCAUCCUCAUACAUAGAAACGCUUCCCAAGACUGGGAAAGUCGGGACAGGCGACGCCAUAUACCGGUACAUGUCCUCAGGGGAUCAGUUCUCACCGGAUCACCUCCUCGACUUCCUCAACUUGAGCUCCGAGCACGAGGCGCUUGAGAUCGCCGACCGUGUCGAGGCUGCUAUGUACGUGUGGAGAAGGAAAGCUAGCAUGACCCACGUGGUGACCAAAUGGGAGAAUGUUACCGAGCUGAAUGCCGAUGGGGACAAGAAUUUGAUCCUAGCAAGCAGGGCCAGGAGCCUGCUGCUGUGCUUGAAACAAAGGUUUCCAGGCCUCUCACAGACCACCCUCGACACAAGCAAGAUUCACUACAAUAAGGAUAUUGGACAAGCAAUACUUGAAAGCUACUCAAGGGUGCUCGAAAGUUUGGCCUACAGCAUUGUCUCAUGGAUAGAUGAUGUCCUCCUUGCAGAUGAAAAUGCAAAGCAAGGGAAUAGCACCAGAAUACAGAAGCAAGUGUUCAACCAUGUCUCUCCUCAACGCUGACCAUCGAUGAUGAACAAAUCAUAGAAUUAAAUGAGUUGAUUCAUUUGCUGCACGUCAUGACUUUACCCAGUAGUGUGUUUGACAUUGUUUUUGUGAGUUGAAUUCAUGUCAUGAUGUGUGUAAUUACAUGUAUGACAGCUUUAGCACAUCCUAGACCCCCAUCAAAUAAUAAAAGGGCACAACCAUUAACUGUUUUUGUUCAAAA